Leucoraja erinaceus (little skate) is the source of this 5563-nucleotide messenger RNA. RefSeq lists its product as uncharacterized. Bases 135 to 2177 code for a protein of 680 amino acids. Gene Ontology annotation, molecular function: protein binding. Lineage: Eukaryota; Metazoa; Chordata; Chondrichthyes; Rajiformes; Rajidae. The transcript has a single exon. The record is from RefSeq and is a predicted model, not a curated record.
GGGCCUUGGGGCAGGUGUACGGAGACGCGAGGGGCGGUGCUGACCUCCUGCUGCAGAGUCCGGGAGCUGCCACCGCCGCCGCUGCAACCAACGCUGCAACCAACGCUUGCAUGAGCAUUUAGCAAAAUCCAGGCAUGGCUGACUCUUUCAGUCAAGAGACCGUUUUGGAUUACCUCCUUCAGCACCGCGGGAAGGUGAGGAAUGCGGAUUUAGUCGCCCAUUUCAGGCUCUUCCUGAGCGACCCCGAGCGGCGGCUGCAGAACCGCGAGCACUUUAAGAAGUUUGUCAACUCGCUGGCCGUGGUGAAGGUGGAAGACGGCGUCAAGUACGUCCUUCUGAGGAAGAGAUAUGUGGAAUUCAUUCCCGAAGAAGUAUCCUGUUCUGGCGACUCGGGGCUCGGGCGUGCAGAUACAGGAGAGAAUGAGGGGAUCUCGCCUGCGGACACCAGGCAGGUUCCGCAUCUACCGAGUGAACCCGGAGCCGAUGUAGGGCUUCAAGGGCUCGGGGCACCGAAAGGGAGCGACAAGAGUCGCCAGUCUCCCAGAAGUUCAACCGGAGCGGUGUCGGACGUGUCCCGGGCUGUUGUACAGGCGGCAAAGGACCGGGCGAAAGGGUUACUAGGUGGAGACCGCGCUUCUGUGGCGAGUCUCACACAACUUGAGGCCAGGGAAGGUCGCGAAAGGGCCAGCGGGGACCAACCCCGGGGUCAAAAGGAUCUCACGGCAGCAAACAACAAGGUCGAGGAUUCGGUUGCUCGCAAGUCAAAAGUACUGAGGUCUGGAGAUCGUGAAAUAAACUCUGCAGCGAAUGUUUUGUGUACGGGUGAGGCUGCCAGGUUGUUAAACGAUGAAGGCAAUCGCGCCAACAAUUUCGAUGAACCUGUUUUAGGUUCUUCCACAGCCUCGCCUAUCCUUUCUUAUGCCGCCCCGCCUGUUGCUCAACAUAAAGGGAGUGGGAGACCUGCCCAUAAAAAACUUCCCAACAGCAGUGCUGAGAUUAUAUCUGUAAAACCCGUUCCUGAAAAAACAUCGCAUAAAUCUGAACAUAAUUCCUUCGCGAAUUUCGUGGAAGUCAACCCUUCUCAGAGGAUGGAGGGAAUUGCAUCUUCUCCCAGUGAUACAGCAUUGAUCAACCAUCGUGUAAGCCCCUCAUCAUCGAAGAAACACAGCAGCAACGCAAAAAUAUGGCAAGAACAAUCAGCUGGUGGCGACGCUAUGCUAUUUGUAAGUUCAGAAGAAUGUAUCCCAACGAAGCAGGGGAAACUGAAUGAUAGACUACAUGCUGGAAAUGGGCAGCAAAUGGGUAACAGUCAGCAUCGUGAAGGAGAAAACACAUCAGCCAAAAACCAUGCGUCUCCUAAAGUGACCAGGAGCAAGGAGCUUCCUCACAAAAUCCAACCAUUGUCACCAGUCAAUAACCAUCACACUGUUUGUAAAAUGACUGAUAAAAAUUUAUCUCGGAACGCAAGGGAUCGGCCAGAAUGUUUGGUCCAGGCAACGAGCCUCAAGGAGCAGAAAAAAGAGGAACUGUCAGAAGUGAAAGAGCGAUCCGACGAUUCUUCAUUGGUUCCACUCGAUUCUAAAGAGCAUGAAUGGAUAGUGAAAACAUCUGCGGGUAUGUUUGAAGAGGCCUGCGCCUUGUUCUCCGAGGACCCCAGCAUUGGCAUGAAAAAGGAUUUUAUUUCUGGAUAUACAAUACUUCACUGGAUAGCAAAGCAUGGCAACUACCAUGCACUCAGUAAAUUCUUUGGUUGUGCAAGGAAACAGAGAACAAAAUUAAACGUGAACAUUAAAUCUACCUGUGGGUACACUCCUCUGCACAUAGCCACAAUGUAUGGACAACUAAAAGUCAUUAAAUACUUAGUUAACAAAUAUCAUGCAAAUUUUAAUAUAAGGGACCAUAGUGGCAAAAAACCCUGGCAGUACCUGAAUUGUGAUGCUUCUGCAGAUGUGUUCUACAUGUUGGGUGCUCCUGAAUGUAAGCAAGCAAAGCCUGCACAGAUAAACAGUACAUUUUCAGCAAAGGGCAUCAGUAGACAAAAAUCAUCUCCUACUGUUAGUAGAAAAACAUCAUUUUCUGCUCUCCUUAAAUCCCCUCAUCUAAUGCAAAAAUUUAUGAACUUGAGCUCUGAUAAUUUGUUUGCAAUAAGUGAGGAAGAUGAGAAAAAUAAAAACUGAAUACAGCCAAAUCUAAAUAAUUCAGAAUAUCUUAUAUACAAUAUUUACUUGUAUUCAUUACGAUUGUGUUUUAGCAAUAUAAUUUAUUCAGAAACCUAUUGUGUUUUGAAGCAAACUAAUUUUCUUUAAAUAUUUUAUUAAGUUUUAUCUCCAAAGUCAAGUUUAGACCAUGGAACAAUCAUAAGAAUCAUUGCAUUCAUUAUUAAAUUAAAAUAUAAUAAAUUGUGAAAUGGGAUUUUAAAUUACAGACAUUUUCAUUUAUUGUUUUAAUCUGCAUAAAGAUCCCUCUUGUUUUCCACCACAUCUGGUGCCUUAAUUGUAAAUGUCAGCAAUGUAAUUAUGGGGGAGCAUGCACACUGUUCUGAUCCAAAAUCUGAUUUUUUCCUUGCAGCAUAAUUCAUGCUGCAGGGAGAGUUUCCUUUCCCAUUUUUAAGGUCAUGGAUAGCUACCUUAAUUGUACUCUUGGUUAUUAUAUAUAUUCAGUUGUGACAAUUAUACUUUUAUUCCUCCACUUGCCCCCCAUUUUAAAGACUGAUGGUGUGUGCCCUGUUCAUAUCUGUCAUGAUUAGAUGUCAUGUUCAAUUCAUAUUCGGCCUUUAACAAAUUCUACAACAUGCUGGAGAUGGGAAUCCCAGCUUUCCUGAUAUGUUAGAAGAUCAUAAAUUCUUGGCUGUUUUCCUGAGAAAGCAGCUCACUGGCCUGGGAGAGGUAGGUUGAGCAGAGAAAGUGAAUGUAGAUUGAGAAAGAAAAUGGUAAAAUCAUGGAUUGGGAAGUAGUCACUACAUGAGAACCAGUAACCCCUGAGAUAUAUAAUGGAGAUUUCUAAUAUACACUCAUACCAGUCUACAACUUUCUCCAUCAAUCUUUGGCCUGUCCUUCGUGCAGCUUCCAGUGGGGUUCCAGUGGUCAUACUUGCAUUUAGAAAUCGGUGCUGAUAGUUUAUUGAUAUAAAGUUCAACCUGGGGUGUCAGUGUUUGUUCAAAUCAAAUUUGGGGAUUCAUUGGGUGUUUGCGGGAUUGGAAUGCACGCAGGGACCAAGACGCUAAUGUAGGCUCGAUGAUGAAAAGUAAAACAUUUUAGCAUCCCUUUGCAAUAUUGUAUCCUUUCUUUUCAACUCCAAUCCCAUCAUCUCCCAUCUCCUGAGCUCUUCCCCACUUCAAUCAUUUUUCUGUCCUUCUGUCAACAAUAACCUUUUAUAGUUUUAUCAUGGCAUUUUAAUUGAGCAAACAUAUACUGCUUUGCAGGAGUGUUCGUAGAUAAAAGUAGACUCUGAGUCAUCCAAAAAUACAUUCUAUCUGUUCAAAUGGCAUGCACACCACUUAUCCACAACUAUCCAUAUUACCUCAACAUUAAAGCAUUUUCAGAAGAUAGACACAAAAAUCUGGAGUGACUCAGCAGGUCCGGCAGCAUCAUUGAAAUUAAUUGGAUACAUUUUAUUAGCUAGGUAUGUAUACAUGCAAGGAAUUUGUCUUGGUGCUUUGCUCGCAAGUAACAACACAAUAUACAGUAAACAAUUAAGAAUAAAACAUAAUUUAACUCAUUAUGGCCUUUUAACUCAUGGAAAAAAAGCCUUUUUUAUAUCUGGCUGUGGUGACUUUGACAGUCCGGAGUUGCCUUGCAAAAGGAAGUGCUUCAAAGUUUGUCGCCAGGGUGAGAGGGGUCAGAGAUGAUCUUACCCGCUCGCUUCCUGGCCCUUGCAGUGUACAGUUCGUCGAUGGGGGGGAAGGUUGCAGCAAAGGGGCUGCUGAACAAAGUUGAACCAGGGUCAGUUGAACAAAGGGGACUAGAAGGCGUGAGAGAGGAGCUGGCCAAGGUCGACUGGAAAAGGAUCCUAGCAGGAAUGACGGUGGAACAGCAAUGGCAGGAAUUUCUGGGCAUAAUCCAGAAGAUGCAGGAUAAUUUCAUUCAAAAGAGGAAGAAAGAUUCUAAGGGGAGUAAGAGGCAACCGUGGCUGACAAGGGAAGUUAGGGAUGGAAUAAAACUAAAAGAAAAAGUAUAUAACAUAGAAAAGAGCAGCAGGAAGAAAGAUUGGGAAACUUUCAAAAAACAGCAGAUGGUAACAAAAAGGGCAAUACGGGGUGAAAAGAGGAAGUACGAGGGUAAGCUGGCCAAGAAUAUAAAGAAGGAUAGUAAAAGCUUCUUUAGCUAUGUUAAGUGAAAAAGAAUAGUAAAGACAAAUGUGGGUCCCUUGAAGGCAGGAAAAGGUGAAAUUAUUAUGGGGAACAAGGAAAUGGCAGAAGAGUUGAACAGGUGCUUUGGUUCUGUCUACACUAAGGAAGACACAAAUAAUCUCCCAGAUGUACUAGAGGACAGAGGGUCUAAGGAGACAGAGGAACUGAAAGAAAUUUGCAUUAGGUGAGAAAUAGUAUAGGGUAGACUGAUUGGACUGAAGCCUGAUAAAUCCCCAGAGCCUGAUGGUCUGCAUCCCAGGAGGAUUGGCUCUGUAAAUCGUGGACGCAUUGAUGAUCAUUUUCCAAUGUUCCAUAGAUUCAGGACCAGUUCCUGUAGAUUGGAGGAUAGCUAAUGUUAUCCCACUUUUCAAGAAAGGAGCGAGAGAGAAAACUGAGAAUUAUAGACCAAUUAGCCUGACCGGUGGUGGGGAAGAUGCUGGAGUCAAUUAUUAAAAAAGUAAUAACGUCUCAUUUGGAUAGCAGUUAAAGGGUUGGUCCAAGUCAGCAUAGAUUUAUGAAGGGGAAAUCCUGCUUGACUAAUCUUCUGGAAUUUUUUGAGAAUAUGACAAAUAAAAUGGAUGAAGGAGAGCCAGUGGAUGUAAUGUAUCUGGAUUUUCAGAAAGCCUUCGAUAAGGUCACACACAGGAGAUUAGUGGGCAAAAUUAGAACAUAUAUAUUGGAGGUAGGGUAUUGACAUGGAUAGAGAAUUGGUUGGCAGACAGGAAUCAAAGUGUAGGAAUAAACUGGUCCCUGUAAGAAUGGCAGGCAGUGGUGAGUGGAGUGACGCAAGGCUCGAUGCUGGGGCCGCAACCAGCAUCUGCAGUUCCAGAAGGAAAUAGGCAACAUUUCGGGUUGAGACCCUUCUUCAGACUCAAGACCCGAAACUUAGCCAAUUUCCUUCGCUCCAUAGAUGCUGCCUCAUCCGCUGAGUUUCUCCAGCAUUUUUGUCUACCUUCAGUACUCCAAGUAAAUUUGUUUAUUCGAACAGUGACCAAAGUUUUAAUAGCAUUCUGACUGCAGCUAAUUGAGUAGUUAUUUACACACACACACCAGCAACGUGACUACAAUUGUGAAGUAUAUAUAUAUGCUAACAUUAAUUAUAUUCAUAGAUAUAUCUAUGUAUACCAAAAACAUGCCAGUACUCUGAGCAUGUUUGUGCAUCCUGACACUAUUCAAAUGUAUCUAAUCCUACAAUGUAAAAUGUCAAUAAUUGAG